GCAGCCAUGGCCCAGCAACCCACCUCCCAGUCCCUUGCGCGCGACGCCUGCAUCGUCGCCGCGGCGAGGAUAGCUAGAGAGAGAGGCUUCGCCGCGGCCGACGAGGGCGCCCUCGAAGCGCUCGCGGACGUCGUGCGGGCCUCGGUGCGCGCGCUGGCGCGGCGCGCCGCGGCGAACGCGCGGCACGCGACGCGGUCGGAGCUCGCUUUAAAUGAUGUGCUGUCGGCUUUGAAGCAAAGUCCCGCGAACCGAGUCGCGUGGCAAGAAUUACGGGACUUCUUCUUUCCGCGGGAGGGCCACGGCUGGCGCCUUCCCGCCCAGCCGGGGUCCACGCUGCCGGCGCCGAAGCGCUCGAGCCGCUACGGCGUCCUCGGCGCCGGCGCGACGACGACGCGGCGCGCGCACGUGCCCGCGUUCCUCCCGCCCUUCCCGGAGAAGGUGCUCGCCGCGGACGCGCCCCCCAAAAAACGGAAGCGCGGCGCCGAGGACGACGCGCGCGACGCGGAGGCGCUCCAGCUCGCGCUGAACCGCAUCGCGAGCCCGCCGCCGCGCGAGGACGGCGGCGCCUUGCCGCUCCAGGAGCGCCUCGACCGGGCGAAGGCGAGCGCGUAA
Pelagomonas calceolata is the source of this 612-nucleotide messenger RNA. The record is from the annotation of a GenBank genome assembly. NCBI's taxonomy places the organism in Eukaryota, Pelagophyceae, Pelagomonadales, Pelagomonadaceae.